AUGGCGUCAAACUCAACUAAGUCUUUUCUGGCAGAUGCCGGCUAUGGCGAACAAGAGCUGGAUGCUAACUCUGCCCUUAUGGAGUUAGACAAAGGUCUAAGAUCUGGCAAACUUGGUGAACAGUGUGAAGCAGUUGUCCGAUUUCCCAGGCUCUUUCAGAAGUAUCCAUUCCCCAUUCUCAUCAAUUCUGCAUUCCUAAAGUUAGCUGAUGUUUUCAGAGUUGGAAACAAUUUCCUGAGGCUGUGUGUUCUUAAAGUCACCCAACAAAGCGAGAAGCAUUUGGAGAAGAUCCUAAAUGUGGAUGAGUUUGUGAAGAGAAUUUUCUCUGUGAUUCAUAGUAAUGACCCUGUAGCAAGAGCCCUCACACUCCGGAUGUUGGGAAGCCUGGCAUCAAUAAUUCCUGAGAGGAAGAAUGCUCAUCACAGUAUUCGUCAGAGUCUGGAUUCACAUGAUAAUGUAGAAGUUGAAGCUGCUGUUUUUGCUGCUGCCAACUUCUCUGCACAGUCGAAGGAUUUUGCUGUAGGAAUCUGUAACAAAAUCAGUGAAAUGAUUCAAGGUCUGGCCACGCCGGUAGACUUGAAGCUGAAGUUGAUCCCCAUCCUGCAGCACAUGCACCAUGAUGCCAUCUUGGCGUCCAGUGCGCGUCAGCUCCUACAGCAGCUGGUCACCGCCUAUCCUUCCACCAAGAUGGUGAUUGUCUCUUUGCACACUUUCACUCUGCUUGCAGCUUCAUCUUUGGUUGAUACGCCUAAGCAGAUUCAGCUUUUAUUGCAGUAUUUGAAGAAUGACCCUAGGAAAGCAGUAAAGAGACUUGCUAUUCAAGAUCUGAAAUUACUUGCCAAUAAAACACCACAUACUUGGAGUAGAGAAAACAUUCAGGCGCUCUGUGAAUGUGCCCUGCAGACUCCGUAUGACAGCUUGAAACUUGGGAUGCUGUCUGUCCUUGGCACGCUGUCAGGGACCAUCGCCGUCAAACAUUACUUCAGCAUAGCUUCAGGAAAUGUGGGUUCAUCCCCUAGAUCCUCUGAUUUAGUCAAAUUAGCCCAAGAGUGCUGUUACCAUAAUAACAGGGGCAUUGCAGCUCAUGGAGUGAGAGUCCUAACUAAUAUAACUGUAUCUUGUCAAGAAAAAGACCUUUUGGCCCUGGAGCAAGACGCUGUCUUUGGCCUGGAAUCCCUUCUGGUGCUGUGUAGCCAAGAUGACAGCCCAGGUGCUCAAGCCACCUUAAAGAUUGCUCUGAACUGCAUGGUGAAGUUGGCCAAGGGCAGGCCCCACCUCAGCCAGUCCGUGGUUGAGACCUUGCUGACUCAGUUGCACAGUGCUCAGGACGCUGCCCGCAUCCUGAUGUGCCACUGCCUGGCCGCCAUUGCCAUGCAGCUGCCCGUGCUGGGCGAUGGGAUGCUCGGUGACCUCGUGGAGCUGUACAAGGUGAUCGGACGAUCUGCCACAGAUAAGCAACAGGAGCUUCUGGUGAGCUUGGCCACUGUGAUUUUUGUAGCCAGUCAGAAAGCACUGUCUGCUGAAGUGAAGGCAGUGAUAAAGCAGCAGCUUGAAAGUGUCUCCAAUGGAUGGACUGUCUACCGAAUUGCCAGACAGGCAUCCCGAAUGGGUAAUCAUGACAUGGCCAGAGAGCUUUAUCAGAGUUUGCUGACUCAGGUUGCCUCAGAACAUUUCUACUUCUGGCUGAAUAGUUUGAAGGAGUUCUCACAUGCAGAACAGUGCCUCACUGGGUUACAAGAAGAGAAUUAUAGUUCAGCACUUUCUUGCAUUGCUGAGUCUUUAAAAUUCUACCACAAAGGGAUUGCUUCCUUAACAGCUGCCAGUACACCACUGAAUCCUUUAAGUUUUCAGUGUGAAUUUGUAAAGCUCAGGAUUGACCUUCUACAAGCCUUCUCUCAACUUAUCUGUACUUGUAAUAGCCUCAAGACGAGCCCCCCACCUGCAAUCGCCACAACAAUUGCCAUGACCUUAGGGAAUGACCUUCAGCGGUGUGGUCGCAUCUCCAAUCAGAUGAAGCUGUCCAUGGAAGAAUUCCGAAGCCUUGCUUCCCGAUAUGGGGAUCUUUAUCAGGCAUCUUUUGAUGCUGAUUCGGCAACUUUGAGGAACGUAGAACUACAGCAGCAGAGCUGUUUACUGAUAUCUCAUGCAAUUGAAGCCCUCAUUUUGGACCCAGAAUCAGCAAGUUUCCAGGAAUAUGGGUCUACAGGAGCAGCCCAUGCUGAUAGUGAAUAUGAGAGAAGAAUGAUGUCUGUAUAUAAUCAUGUCUUGGAGGAGGUGGAAUCACUCAAUCGGAAAUAUACCCCUGUUUCUUACAUGCAUACAGCAUGCCUCUGCAAUGCCAUCAUUUCUUUGCUGAAAGUUCCUCUUUCAUUUCAGAGAUAUUUUUUCCAGAAACUUCAGUCUACCAGCAUCAAGCUUGCCCUAUCACCAUCCCCCCGGAACCCUGCAGAGCCCAUCGCAGUCCAGAAUAACCAGCAGCUGGCGCUGAAGGUGGAGGGGGUGGUCCAGCACGGGUCUAAACCGGGACUGUUCCGCAGAAUUCAGUCCGUCUGUCUGAACGUGUCCUCCAUGCUGCAGAGUAAAUCCGGACAGGACUACAAGAUCCCCAUUGACAAUAUGACCAAUGAGAUGGAGCAGAGAGUUGAGCCUCAUAACGAUUACUUCAGUACUCAAUUUCUGUUGAACUUCGCCAUCCUUGGUACGCACAACAUUACGGUGGAGUCUUCGGUGAAAGACGCCAACGGUAUCGUGUGGAAGACUGGCCCCCGAACUACCAUAUUUGUGAAAUCCCUGGAGGACCCUUACUCCCAGCAGAUCCGCCUGCAGCAGCAGCAGACCCAGCAGCCGCUCCAACAGCAGCAGCAGCGAAACGCCUACACGCGGUUUUAG
Messenger RNA from Rangifer tarandus platyrhynchus (Svalbard reindeer), 2889 nucleotides. The record is from the annotation of a GenBank genome assembly. NCBI's taxonomy places the organism in Eukaryota, Metazoa, Chordata, Mammalia, Artiodactyla, Cervidae.